Drechmeria coniospora is the source of this 765-nucleotide messenger RNA. RefSeq lists its product as uncharacterized. Gene Ontology annotation, biological process: attachment of spindle microtubules to kinetochore. Gene Ontology annotation, cellular component: DASH complex; spindle microtubule. The record is from RefSeq and is a predicted model, not a curated record. NCBI's taxonomy places the organism in Eukaryota, Fungi, Ascomycota, Sordariomycetes, Hypocreales, Ophiocordycipitaceae. The transcript is spliced from 2 exons. The coding region runs from base 1 to 765 and encodes 254 amino acids.
AUGUCCCUCCUCUCCGCCCACCUGGACCAGAUUUCGUACUCUUGCCAGGGCAUUGACGCUCUCCCCUUUCCUCGACCCAGAAUCUUCACCAACGCCCUCCUGUCAUCCCACGACAUCACGACGCUCAUCCGCGACACGGAACCCCACGAACGUGCCCUCUUCUCUGUGCCGGCACCCCCGUCAUCCUCGGCCUCCCUUCGUACCGUUGCGCCCGAGGCGGGAUCCGAGGCCUCCGAGCGUCGGCGGACCGUCUUCAACGUCACCUCGGGCGAGGUCACGGCAGGCCCCCCCACCCGAGGGUCUUCCCAGCCACGGCGUCACACUGCCGUUGCCGCCGUCCUCGGCGGCGAGAUGCACGAGCGGCUGCGUCGGGGCGAGGCAAACCGGAAAGGUGACCUGGACGUCGAAACGCUGCUUCGCGGCGCCGAGAAGCUAUGCGGCGUCUACGAGGUUCCCGGCGCAAGGGAGCGCAUCGCCGCCUUGCGAAGCAAACACCGCACCCUCGGGAACACAAUGGCCUAUUACGAGGCCAAAGUCAACGAGCAGGCCGAGCAGCUGGCCAGCCUGAACAAGGACUGGAUGGGUGACGACGACGACAACAAUGGUGCCGACAAAGGCGGGGCCCAGGACGAGAGCGAAUUGUGGACCGAGGACGACCUACGGAGGGAAGAGGACGAAGCCCGGCAGAUGGAAGUGAAGAAAAGGGAGCUGCAGUCGAGGCUGCGGACCAUGGAGAAGGAUCUUGGAGGGUUGAUGCAGAUGUGA